Molecule: messenger RNA, 1586 nt
Organism: Diospyros lotus (date-plum)
Lineage: Eukaryota; Viridiplantae; Streptophyta; Magnoliopsida; Ericales; Ebenaceae
Product: glycerophosphodiester phosphodiesterase GDPD6-like
Exons: 8
Coding region: 191-1381 (396 amino acids)
Biological process (GO): lipid metabolic process
Cellular component (GO): vacuole
Molecular function (GO): glycerophosphodiester phosphodiesterase activity
Source: RefSeq, a predicted model, not a curated record
UAUUCUCGGAAUCCCUGAGCAAAAUCCACGGCAACGGAUCUUGCCACCACGGCCGCAGUCCUACUACGAGUAUCCAAUCCAGUAUAUAUACACACAUUAUAAGAAUAAUAAACAUUGACGUACAUACAGCUCGCGAGCCAGGAAAGCAGCCAAGAAAGAGAGAGAGAGAGAGAGGAGGGGAUUCACCACCAUGGUUUCACUAGGUGUUGUCCCUUUCAUUUUUGUGUUUCUCCUUCUUGAAUGUUCUGCAAGGCCUCUCUAUCCACUCCCCAGUAAAAUUAGCAAUACAAACAAACAGCCUCUGCAGACCUUCCGCCCAUACAACAUUGCACAUCGAGGCUCAAAUGGUGAGCUUCCUGAAGAAACUGCUGCUGCAUACAUGAGAGCCAUUGAAGAGGGUACAGACUUUAUAGAAACAGAUAUCCUAGCCUCAAAAGAUGGCGUGCUUAUAUGUUUCCAUGAUGUAACCCUUGAUGAUACAACUGAUAUAGCAACCCACAAGGAGUUCGCAAAUCGUAAGAGGACCUAUGAUGUCCAAGGUUUCAACACAACUGGUUAUUUCACUGUUGAUUUCACACUAAAAGAACUAAAGUCAUUGCGGGUGAAGCAGAGGUACCCCUUCCGGGAUCAACAGUAUAAUGGAAAAUACCAGAUCAUUACAUUUGAGGAGUACAUUGCAAUUGCUUUGGAUGCAUCAAGAGUUGUUGGCAUUUAUCCAGAGAUUAAAAAUCCAGUAUUUAUCAACCAACAGGUGAAAUGGCCAGGCGGUAAGAAAUUUGAGGACAUAUUUGUGGAAACACUUAAGAAGUAUGGAUACAAGGGUUCAUAUAUGUCAAAAGAUUGGUUGAGACAGCCUGCAUUUAUACAGUCAUUUGCUCCAACAUCGCUUAUUUAUGUCUCAAACCUGACUGAUCUGCCCAAAAUCUUCCUGAUUGAUGAUGUGACAAUGCCAACCCAGGACACAAAUCAGUCAUAUUGGGAAAUCACUUCAGAUCCAUACCUUGACUUCAUCAAGGAUUACGUAGUGGGGAUUGGACCUUGGAAGGAUACAGUGGUUCCUGUACUGAAUAAUUAUUUGCAAACCCCUACGGAUCUUGUUGCCAGAGCACAUGCCCAUAACUUACAGGUGCACCCAUAUACCUAUCGGAAUGAGGACAAAUUCUUACACUUGAACUUCAAGCAAGACCCUUACAUGGAAUUUGAUUACUGGAUAAACCAGAUACAAGUGGAUGGACUCUUUACAGACUUCACAGGCAGCCUCAAUAAGUUUCUAGAAUGGACCCACCCAAGCCGCCAAGGUGAUGAUGAUGAUAAUGCUGAUGCAGAUUCAAUAUUGCAUAAGAUUGCAGCAAUGCUUGCCAAGUAUAAUAGAAAGAAAUAAAAACAUAUUUAAGAUGGCUGUUCUCUCUCUCUCUCUAGGCAUUCUUAGUUUUCUAAUGUUACUUCAACAGAUAUGAGUAUUAGUACACUACUACUCUUGCGGAGUAACAUUUCAUUACAGAUAUCUCACGUGUCCAUUUCAAAUAUCAAUGGCUUUUGUUUUGGCAGUUACAGCCAUCUAUGUUCAGAGAGUAUUAUAUUUUCUA